Pollicipes pollicipes is the source of this 549-nucleotide messenger RNA. RefSeq names its product serine/threonine-protein kinase N2-like. Gene Ontology annotation, molecular function: protein serine/threonine kinase activity; small GTPase binding. NCBI's taxonomy places the organism in Eukaryota, Metazoa, Arthropoda, Thecostraca, Pollicipedomorpha, Pollicipedidae. The transcript is spliced from 2 exons. The coding region runs from base 1 to 549 and encodes 182 amino acids. The record is from RefSeq and is a predicted model, not a curated record. Gene Ontology annotation, biological process: signal transduction; protein phosphorylation.
AUGGCGGAUCUUGGACCGAGUAACUCAUUUAUGAGCGUUCAGGGCGAUUGCGCCACCCAGUCAGCGUUCCACGAGCUGGGCCUCAAGUAUGGCUUCGCGUCGGACAUCUCUGACGCGGCGCUGCCGCAGAAGCUGGAGGAGCUGUGCGAGUACAUCAAGCGCGAGAUCCGUAAGGAGCUCAAGAUUAAGGAGGGCGCCGAGAAGCUGUGCACGGCCACCAGCGACAAGAAGAGCCUGCAGAACGUCUCCAGCAUCGUCAAGAAGGCCAACAACAAGCUGCAGGAGCUGCGGGCGGAGCUGCACGAGCUGGACUCGCAGAUUCUGCUGACGCAGGGCCGGGCCGGCCACGAGGGCUCGGCGCCGCAGCCCUGCGUGCCAGAGGCGCCCACGUCGCCGCUGGGGGACAGCCAGCUGGAGGAGCAGCCGCUGACCACCACCGACGAGCGCCUGCGCAGCCUCGGCCGCCAGCUCAACAUCGAGAUGAAGGUGAAGCAGGGUGCCGAGAACCUCAUCAGCAUGUACUCGGCCGGCGAUGCUGGAGGAUGCUAA